Molecule: messenger RNA, 201 nt
Organism: Ambispora gerdemannii
Lineage: Eukaryota; Fungi; Glomeromycota; Glomeromycetes; Archaeosporales; Ambisporaceae
Source: the annotation of a GenBank genome assembly
AUGGUAACUGAAAUUAUUAUUGACACGGCUGGUGUUGGUGUCACUGAUCCCGCUGUUCCAAAUGAUGACAACGUUGGUGGUGCAGCUGUUACAAAAAUUGACGGGAUGACAUUUGCUAGAGUGGUGUUGGUGCCGCUGAUAUCACUGCUUUUGUCAUUUACUGAGCAACUGGAAUCCCCGCUCUUUUCAGGGGCGCCGUAG